This is a messenger RNA of Rhododendron vialii, 2982 nucleotides long. RefSeq lists its product as uncharacterized. The transcript is spliced from 9 exons. Lineage: Eukaryota; Viridiplantae; Streptophyta; Magnoliopsida; Ericales; Ericaceae. The record is from RefSeq and is a predicted model, not a curated record. Bases 801 to 2510 code for a protein of 569 amino acids.
CCCACUCUCCUCCUACUUUACUUUCUCUCUCCUCAUCACUCUUGUCUCUCUCUCUCAACGCCUUUUUGAACUUUUUAACCUUACUUUCUCUUUCACGAGCAUUCCCUGUAAAAAGCUAGGGUUUCCUCACAGAAAAGGUCAAGACCCUAGACAUUCCCCUUGAGAGAGAGAAUCACCAUUAAAGAUCCUCUCUCUCUCUCUCUCUCUCUCUCCCUCUUUUCUCUCUCUCCCUUUGGACCAUGAAUUCCUAACUCCCAACCCCCUGUCGGUGAUUUCUUAUUACAUACAAAACCUAUGUAUGUGUCUCUAUCUGCUAACCUUCUUGUUCGUUUCCGUUCAGUUGUGUUUCGAGGUCGAACAUGUGAUGUGAAUCAGGUCUCAACAGCUAAAGGUGAAAAUUUGCUGUUGGUAUCCUGAGGGGGAAAAUAAAGUGGACUUAUUUAUUACUUUCGGGAGACGUACAUGUGAAGCAAUUUACUGUUUUCGUGAUCUCUAACUGUUUGAGUCAACUACUUUUACUGCUGUAGUUAAGAUGGAAGCUUGUUGUUCUUUCCAUUUUCUUACUCGGAGAUUGUAGUAGUAAUUUAUGUGGGCAUCGCUUCGAUUCAGUGAAUAUUUAUUACCCCCUUUUGGUGAAUUGGAGUGUGCAUCUAUGACUAUGGGAACUUGUGAGGCUUUAACAUCACAACUGUGGAGAUAUGAGCUAUUAGUAUGUGACAAUAUCGAUGGGUAUCGAUAGCAGAUUCUACAUUUUUCUUUUUCUUUCUUUCCAUUAGAUAGGUUUUGGGAUUUGAACUUUUAUGGUUGCUAUGGAGGAUAUUGGGUUGUUCAAUCAAGGUUGGAAGUGGUUGCAGUCCAAGAGGCAUUGUUAUCCAGUUGUGCGAACUGCGGUGAUCUGUUUCAGGGACAAAAUCGGGAUGUUUAUGGAGCGUAAUUGGCCGCUGGUUUGCAGUGGAUGUGCAAGACUUGGGAGGUUCUUGCUGUUGUUGCUGGUUUAUUGGAAGGACUGUGUUGUCCGUGGGGUUCGGUCGUUUGUAAAGCUGGGAUCUGUCGCGUUGCUUGUUAUUAUGUGGAGUUGCUUUCUGAGUUUGACGUCGAUGUCUUGCCUUGUUUAUGUACUUAUCAGUAUGGGAGCUGCUGGGGUUGCUGUUCAGUAUUUGGGUUACACUCCUGGGCUUUUUAUUGUCGGGCUAUUUGCUAUUUUAGUAUUAUGGAUGUAUGCUAACUUUUGGAUAACGGGUACAUUGUUUAUAGUUGGAGGUACGUCAUGUUCCUUACUGACUAUUUUGAAAUUAGGCUAUUUGUUUUCUCUAAAUCACGCCCGGUUAGUAGUCUUAAUGGCAACUAUGUAUGCUAUAUAUUGCGUUAAAGUCCGAGUUGGAUGGCUAGGAGUUUCUCUCUCAAUACACCUUGCUUUUUUCUCAAAUGAUGUUCUCAAUUACCUGCUUCAAUGGUGUGAUAAUCUGAGUGAGACCACACAUUUUGAGGAGCAGAAGGUACCAGAGACAUUCACAGAAGAUAACUUCUCCGGAGAGGGCGAAUAUUCUGUUCCUAUUGAUGAAGCUGAAAAGUUGAACUCCUGUAAAUCUUCUUGCGAAACACCUCCUACUUCGUCUCUUGUCAACAAACAAAAAGAAUCUUCUGGUAAACAGGUGGUCAUAGAAGAUACAAGUUCAAUCAAUGAGAUGAAGCGGAUUUUAAGUAGUUUGAAUCACUAUGAUGCAUUGGGAUUUCCCAGGCACAAGAAAAUUGAUGCUGCGCUGUUGAAAAAGGAAUAUCGGAAAAAGGCAAUGCUUGUGCAUCCUGAUAAGAAUAUGGGAAGUCCACUGGCAAGUGACUCUUUCAAGAAACUGCAAUGUGCUUAUGAGGUUCUCUCAGAUUCUGUAAAGAAGAGAGACUAUGAUGACCAACUGAGGAAAGAAGAAUCUAAGAGUGUCUCCCACAAGUCACAUAAUACUCCACAUCAGGAUGUCCCCGAUUUCUGCUCUGAGGAGUCAAGGCGUAUCCAGUGCACAAAAUGUGGCAAUUCGCACAUUUGGGUCUGCACUAAUAGGACUAAAGCCAAGGCAAGAUGGUGUCAGGAUUGCUGUCAAUAUCAUCAAGCCAAGGAUGGUGAUGGGUGGGUUGAAUAUAAAGGAUCACUGGUCUUCAAUCGGCCUCAAAAGGUGGAAAUACCACGUGCUUUUGUUUGUGCUGAGAGCAAGAUCUUUGAUGUAUCAGAGUGGGCUAUUUGUCAGGGAAUGGCUUGUAGGCCGAAUACUCAUCGGCCCAGUUUCCAUGUAAACAUGGUUGGGCUGGAGAAAACUACUCAGAGAUCCAGCUCAAGCAGAUAUCCAUGGGAUUUAGAUGCCGAAAUGAUGGAUGUAGAAGAGGAAGAUUUUGAACUGUGGCUACAGCAAGCUCUGGCCUCUGGCUUCUUUGGAGAGACAUCAAAGCGCCGCCAGAGCUGGAGUCCCUUCAAGUUGCCUCAAAAGAAAGGAAAGAAACAAUGGCGAAGAACAUCCUCGUGAAGGCACGAGAGAUUUCGUAGGGAGAGAUCUGAUUCCCCCAACUCUUUGACAAAUUUAAUGGGGGAUAUAAGAUAUACAGUUACCACGGGAGAUUGACCGAAAGGUGCCUCUGAUAACCUCAUCAAAGAGAUGAGAAUGGAGAUGGUUGGGUUUGGGAUAGGCAUAAAUUGAAACCAACUACUUGAUCCAUGUGCCUGUAAAUAACAUUAAAUUUUCUCUCGUGGCAUUUCGACUUCUCUUGCAGAAUAGUUGUCUGUCCCCGAGAAGAUUUGUACUUGCUAGUCAGUGAAAGAUACGCUAUUCCAUUUCACUAGCUUCUGAUAUGAAGUUGUAAUUGUAAGAGAAAGGAAAAUGGAAAUUUGUACUCAUUUCACUAGCUUCUGCUAUGAAGUUGUAAUUGUAAGAGAAAGGAAAAUGGAAAUUUGUACUCGUUAUUUGUGUUAUAUAAAGGUUUAGGCAAGUUACGACGGUA